AAACACGCAGUUACUCGUAGUUUUAUUCUGACUUCAUUCAAGUAUUAGGUAUACUUAUAUAUUUUAACCCAGUGAUUUAACUAAAACAAAUCGUGGAGUGUUAUUUAAUUUCUAUAUAUACAGUCGCGAUGAAAUAAUAUUCUCACGAGCGAGACUAUUUUGAAUUAGGUCAAUAUCAUCGUAUAACCUAUAACGCGUUAUAGGUUAUGAUAAUAGCAUAAGAAUUUUACUAACAAUAGGUAAUAUAAACAAUGAAUAUUUCAACCAAGAUGGCGCACCGAUUUAUGAAACCAAUCAUUUUGAACUCUAAAAUACAAACAAUAAGAUCUGUUUUAAAUUGUUGUGAAAAUACAGGAUGCAAACUAUUGCAUACUGCAACGACCGUGCCUGUAAAAGAAAUUAAAAUACCAGUACAAUGGGGCCACAUUGCUGGGAAAGCGUGGGGAGACGUGGACGGACGCAGACCAAUACUGGCCCUGCACGGCUGGCAGGACAACGCCGGCACCUGGGACACUCUGGCGCCAUUACUCUACCAGAAAAUUCCUAUAAUAGCAAUUGAUUUCCCGGGACAUGGACUAUCAUCGUGGUAUCCACAUGGUAUGCAAUACUAUCCAUGGGACUUUGCACGUUUAAUACUAACUAUUAGGGAUCAUUUUCAGUGGGAUAAGGUAUCCCUGCUUUGUCAUUCAAUGGGAUCCAUCGCGGGGAUGCGUUACGCUUGCGUGUUUCCAGAAGACGUAGAUUUUUUUAUCGCUAUUGACAAUAUUAUCACAGACGAUUAUGACUUAGAUCAAGUAGUUGAAAGGUUCCCAAAACUAUUUCGUAAAAUCCAAAUUGCACAAACUAGAACUGAUGCUGAGCCACCUUCUUAUACUUUGGAAGAAUUUGUAAAGAGAUGGCAUUACGGGACUAAAAAAUCUGUAUCAAUGGAAAGUGUUCACCAUCUUGCGAAGCGAGGAAUGAAAGCAUCAUCGGGAGAUCCCAAUAAAUACUAUUUUAAUAGAGAUGCUCGUUUGAAGCACACCCUAUUCAUGCCCGAAAAUAAAAUGUUUGUAGAAACACUUGUAAAGCGAUUAAAGUGUCCGACCGCUUAUUUUAAAGCUAUUGAUUCUCCAUACGCUUCGGAUCCGUUUGCAGUGGAGCUUCGAGAAACUUUAGAAAAGAAUAAUGAAAACUUUGAAUGUCACUUUGUUCCUGGUACACACCAUGUUCAUUUGAACAACCCUGAUUUGGUAGCGCCUAUUAUGACGAAAUUUUUAGAAAAAUAUAAAUUCAUAAUAUGAACUACAUGUUUAUAGUUACUUAGGAAAAUUAUGAACUAAGUACAUGUUUAUAGGGAAAAUGUAUAGAAAAAAUUAAUUUCAGUAUUUAUUAUUUAAUAUAAGUUAUAGAUUUCACUUCCAAAGAAGCUUGUACAUAUAUGUUAACUUGUCAUGUAAACAAUUAAAAGCAUCUUUAAAAAGCGUUAAAUGGUACACAAUAGGCAAAGGUAUGUUAUACCACUAAUCAAUUAUACAUGAUUUUGUGAUCUUAAAUAUAUUGUGAUGGAUGUA
Molecule: messenger RNA, 1553 nt
Organism: Colias croceus (clouded yellow)
Lineage: Eukaryota; Metazoa; Arthropoda; Insecta; Lepidoptera; Pieridae
Product: probable serine hydrolase
Exons: 3
Coding region: 252-1283 (343 amino acids)
Source: RefSeq, a predicted model, not a curated record